AAAGGGGGAACCCCUAGCAGUCUGGUUUUUCUGUUCUAGAUCGUAGUGUCUUUCCAUUUAAAGGCAAGUGAACGCUCUAGUUGUUUUGAAGCAUCAUUUCCCACUUUGGUCAUUCAACCAAAAAGCUUCCUUUCGACCUUUCAUGUAAGUUUUUCUCCUUGUUCGACUGCUUGCACAAAGCUAAUUCGAAGAAAAUACAACAAAGGUUUCUUGUAUUGUGAAUUAUGAAGAGGUUCAGCAGCUCAGAUUCAUUGGGUGCUUUGGUCUCCAAUUUCCCAUCAAAAGAGGGGGGGAAGCUUGCAAAGGACAACUAUGGUUAUAGCAAGGAGUUGCAGGCAAUGUUAGAUUCGUUAAACCAAGAAGAUGUUGGGGAAGAAAUGUCAGGGAAGAAAAGGCGAUUGAAUUCGGAGCAAGUCAAGGCAUUGGAGAGAAACUUUGAGGUUGAGAACAAGUUAGAGCCAGAGAGGAAGGUCAAACUGGCUGAGGAAUUAGGCCUGCAACCGAGACAAGUGGCAGUUUGGUUUCAAAACCGCCGCGCACGGUGGAAGACUAAGCAGUUGGAAAGAGACUACAGCAUCCUCAAAACCGACUAUGAUGGUUUAAAGCUCAACUUUGCUAGCCUUGAGAGACAGAAUAAAGCUCUUGCUGAAAAGCUAAGGCAGUUAAAAGCAAAGCUGUGCGGAGAGACUGCAGAGAGGAACGAUUCUGUGAAGGAAGAAUCACCAAUUUCAAUGUGCAAAAGCAGUGAAAAUUUAGAGGUGGAUUUAAUCAAGAACUUGAAAUUCAAAGAUGGCUCAUCAGAUAGUGAUUCAAAUGGCGUUCUUAUGAAGGAAGAGAGCAAUGGAAAUUCAUCUCUUGGAUUUAAUAAUAAUAGAAAUUCAAUUUCUUCAAAUUCCAUGGUGAAUUGGUUUCAAUUAUCAGACUCCAGAUCAGUGGGUGGAAAAGGGUUUCACGCUCAGACUGUGAGGAUGGAAGAGCAGAGUUUUUUCAGCACAGAUGAGUCCUGCAAUUUCUUUUCAGUUGAUCAAGCUCCAAGUCUUCAUUGGUAAAUCUGCUGAGCAGUAAAAAUAGUUGGACCUUAUUUAAAAGUUUUUUAAUAUGAUCUAAUAAAAAUUGAAUUUUGUAAUUUAGGAGCAAAAA
Molecule: messenger RNA, 1140 nt
Organism: Malus domestica (apple)
Lineage: Eukaryota; Viridiplantae; Streptophyta; Magnoliopsida; Rosales; Rosaceae
Gene: HD18
Product: homeobox-leucine zipper protein ATHB-6-like
Biological process (GO): positive regulation of DNA-templated transcription
Cellular component (GO): nucleus
Molecular function (GO): DNA-binding transcription factor activity, RNA polymerase II-specific; sequence-specific DNA binding
Source: RefSeq, marked provisional